ACGCUUUAAAGUGAAAAGGAAGCAGACAAAUUGUCAGUGGAAAGCUGUGCUUUAAUGCUUUAAAGUUUGAGCAUUGUAUCACAUACUCUGUAAUCGAUUCAAGCAAUGGAGUAGCAUUCGUCUCUGUGGAGUAACUUAACUUAACGUUUGAGCGUCUCUGUUUGAAGAGAUGGACGACCACUUGUUUCUUUAUAGCCAAUUCUUCCAUUGUUCUCUGCAUAUCUGUUAAAGGAGAAUUAAUAUUAAUAAUUGGUAGUGUUAGAGAAAGGGUGUGCUUUCAUUCUUAUCUCUUUCAUCAGUAGUGAGAUUCAAGCAUCGGACUACAUUCAUCUCUCUCUCUGAAGUAACUUAACAUUUCAGAUCUCUUUGAAAUAAUGGAUGAAAUUCUCCAUUCUCCCUCUGCGUAUUAGUUAAAUCAGUAACUUAACGUUUCAGAUCUCUUUGAAAUAAUGGAUGAUCACUUGUUUCUUUCUCGCCAAUUCUCCAUUCUCUCUCUUGCGUAUUAGUUAAAUCAGGUUUAAGAAAGUUGUAUAUGUUUGAAUAAAUUGAUGGAGUGUCUAUGUGGUUUUGCAUCUUCUGUUUCAAGAGAUUUAGUGUGUGGAGCAUUAAAUCAAUUACGUUAUCCUUGUUGCUUUAAAAAUUUCGUCAAAAGGCUUGAAGAAGAAGAGAGCAAUUUGAUUAUAACGAAAGACAGUGUCCAAAAAUUUGUUACGCACAACAAGAAACAAGCGAGAAAGCCCAGUGAAAUUGUGGACAAGUGGUUGGAAGAUGCUAUCAAUGAUGUACACAAUGUCAAUCAGUUGCUGGAAAAGGCAAGAACACAAAAACAUUGUUGCUUUGGGCACUGCCCAAAUUGGAUUUGGCGAUAUCAUGUUGGAAAAAAGUUAGCAAACAAAACUAUGCACCUCGAAAAGGUCAUUGAAGAGGGCAGAAAAUAUGUGCCAUUUGACCGCAUCGCUACGCUUCCUUCAAACACCCUUCAUAUGCUUUUAGAAAAAGGCAUGAAUUUUGAGAGCAGACUAUCUGCUUAUGAGCAACUACUUGAUGCAGUGAAAAAUAAUGAUGUUUCCAUGAUUGGGUUGUAUGGGAUGGGGGGUUGUGGUAAAACAACAUUAGCGAUGGAGGUUAGGAAGUUCGUAGAAGCAGAGCAUCUUUUUGAAAAAGUUCUUUUUGUACCUGUUUCUAGUACCGUGGAAGUUCGGAGGAUUCAAGAAAAAAUAGCUAGUUCACUGCAAUUUGAAUUUCCAGAAACUGAAGAAAUGCAGAGAGCCCAAAGAUUGUGCUCAAGAUUAACUCAAGAGAAAAAUAUUUUUAUAAUUCUCGAUGAUGUGUGGGAAAACCUUGACUUUGGUCGUAUUGGGAUUCCUUCUUCUGAACACCAUAAAGGAUGCAAGAUUCUCAUUACCAGUAGAUCAGAAGCAGUUUGUACUUUAAUGGACUGUCAAAGAAAGAUUUACUUGCCAAUUUUAACGGAUGAAGAAGCAUGGACUCUUUUCCAAAAUAAAGCACUUAUAUCAGAUGCCACCUCUGAUACCUUAAAGGAAAUAGGAAGAUUAAUUUCCAAUGAAUGUAAAGGAUUGCCGGUUGCCAUUGCAGCUGUUGCUUGUAGUUUGAAGGGAAAAGCCGAGACGGAAUGGAGGGUUGCAUUGAAUAAAUUGAGACACUCUAAGCCAAUAAAUAUUGAAAGAGGUUUGACUGAUCCCUACAAGUGCCUGCAGUUGAGCUAUGAUAAUUUAGAUACUAAAGAAGCUAAAUCACUUUUCCUGUUGUGCUCUGUGUUUCCUGAAGAUUUUGAAAUUCAAAUUGAAAUUUUAACAAGAUGUGCAAUAGGAUUAGGUGUAGUUGGAGAAGUUGACUCAUAUGAAGAGGCAAGGAGUGAAGUGAUUGCAGCUAAAAUUAAGCUUGUUAGUUGUUGUUUAUUGUUGGAUGCAGAUGAUGAAUGUGUCAAAAUGCAUGACAUAGUUCGUGAUAUGGCCCACAUAAUAGCAAAAGAUGAGAACAAGAUUAUCAAGUGUGAAGUGGAAAAAGAUGUUAGAGUGGAACAAAAUUCAGUAAGAUAUCUAUGGUGUGCGAAAUUUCCAAAUGAUUUGGAUUGCUCCAAUCUUGAGUUUUUAUGCUUACGGACAAAGAUGAAAGAUUUUGAUGGGAUUUUCAAAAGAAUGGGAAUGGUCAAAGUUUUGAUUCUUGAAAACGAUGAGGAUGGAAAAACACGAUUGUCAACAAUAUCUUUCAAAACAUUAACAAAUCUUCGUUGUCUAUUCAUUGCGAAUUAUGAAUUGAGCGACUUCUCAUUUUUAGGCGGUAUGAAGAAUCUUCACAGUCUCUCGUUAUUUGGUUGUUUACUACCUUCAUUUCCUGAAUUACAAACUGAUGUUGCAAUUACACUAAAAUUAUUAGAGUUUAAUAAGUGUGACAUUAAAGUGAAGAAUUUUGAAGGGAUGAAGAGAAUCCCGCUUUUGGAAGAGUUGUACAUCAUUGAAAUUGAAGGAGAAUGGGAUGCUGACAGUGAAGACAAUAUUGAAUUCUUUAAGACGUUUAGCAUUCCCGAAACACUGCAAAGGUAUGGAAUUGUAUUAGGACCUUUUGGUUUUGAGGAUUUUGAUGGUAGAGAUAUUUACAUUCAUGGCAGAACUUUAUUACUUAACCAUUUUGACAUAUCAAAUGAAGUAAUAAAGGGUUUGGCAAAAAGAGCAAAGGAUCUAUUUGUGGCAACUAUUCAUGGAGGUGCAAAAAAUAUCAUCCCUGAUAUAUUUCAAAUUGAAGGAGGAGGUUUGGAUGAGUUGAAUAAGUUGGAGAUACAUGAUUCUGAAGAGUUAGAAUGUUUGAUUGACACUCGUAGUCACUCGAGUGAGGUGGUAACUCUCUUCUCCAAGUUGCAUACUUUGAUAAUCAAGUACAUGAGCAAUCUAAGAGUUAUAUGGCAUUGUUUUCUUCUUGCCAAUGGACCUUUUGAGAACUUACAGAAGUUUGAUUUAAGUAAUUGUCCACGAUUGACAUUUCUCUUCACAUAUGUGGUUGCUCGAAACUUUGUAAAAUUGAAAAUAUUACAAAUAUCAAGUUGUGAUGAACUGAAGUAUAUAUUAGCAGAUGAUGACAAAACGGAGGAAGGUGAAGAUGAAUUCACCACAGGGCAUCCUGUACAAAUUUUCCAAAAUCUGCAGGAUAUAAAGAUAAAUAGCUGUCAAGAAUUAAAACAUAUAUUGCCAGCCAACACUGUUGGAGGCUUAACUCAAUUGAAAGUUGUUGAGAUAAAAGAAUGUCACAAGCUAGAUCAAAUAAUUGGAGAUAUUGUUUCAUCAACAGACCGUGAUAAAGUAAUAGAGGAAGGAACUCUAUCCAGCCUUACAAGUCUUAAGAUAAAUCGUUGUUGGAAGUUAGGCUCAAUUUUUACAACAUCUAUAGCUAAGACCCUAACUUCUUUGGAAGAAUUGUUCAUAAAAGACUGCAAAAGUUUGAAGGAUAUAGUAACUCACGAAAGGGUCAAUAAAAAUCAGGAGGAAAGCAUUGUUGAGAAUGAGCAUGAUUGUCAGAGUGAUAUUUCAAUCUUCCAAAGUUUGAAAAAGCUACAUAUCAGUGAAUGUGAGUUAUUGGAGGGUAUAUUCCCUGUUUCUUUUGUUGGAGAAUUGAAUGAUAUAACAAAUAAAGAGGCUGCUGAUUUGAUAAACUUCUCUAGUCGAAAUAAUACUCAAAUUGAGCUUCCUGCUUUACAAGUACUUGAACUUCAUCAUAUUCGGAACAGAACCGUUGUUGGUAGUUAUGAUGUGAUAUGUCCAUCUUUAAGAAAACUAUCAUUGGAUAUUGGGAGAUAUGUUGGGUUUUUCAACAUAAAUUGUUCAAGCGAUGCUUCAGAAGCUACAAAAAGGGAUUCUAUUGCAUUCAAGAUAUCGAACUCAGAUUUUGAUCCGCCAGUUGAAAGUGUUGAAUGUCUUUCAAAACAACCACAUGGUUUGAACUUGAUUAUGACACACAAUUUUAGAGAGAUUGAACUGAAAGGCUUUGAUAAGGCAAAGUACCUUUUUAAACUGUCCAUUGCUUCAUCAUUGACGAUGUUGGAAAUUUUGACAAUUAACGAAUGUCUUGGACUUGAGUACAUUAUAGACACUGAUUAUGAAUAUGGCAAAGAGAAUAUGAAAGCUAUCUUUCCUAACUUAAAAGAGCUCUCAGUGUAUCACUGUUUCCAAUUGAAAUAUAUGUUUGGGCAAUAUGACGUAGCUAAUAAGGAUUAUAAGGAGAUUCAUAUUCAAUUCUCAGCAUUGGACAUACUCUCUCUUCGGAAUCUACCAAAGUUUGUUAGCAUUUGUUCUACCAACAAUCUCAUUGUGACGUGGCCAUCUUUGAAGGACUUUCAGUGUUACAGAUGUUUGUCUCCAUUUUAUGGUUCAAGAGAGGAUAUUAUCACAAGUACGAAGGAUCCGAAAGGGAUUCAGAACCAUCUCCCCACUUUGCAAACUCUAUACAUAAUGGAUUCUAAUGCAGAACGUAUUUUUUGUCUUAAUGAACAUGAAAUGAUUGGCCAACAAGUAAGUUUAAGGUUAGAGAAGUUGGUGUUGUGUAAUGUACCUCAAAUGACUUAUAUUUGGGUGGGUCCCAACAAUUCACUUACUCUCCAACAUCUUACCACAUUAGAAAUAUGGAAUUGUGGAAAGUUGGAAGUAAUGUUUCCAAAGUCUGUUGUAAGAUGCUUACCAGAGUUGAAGAACAUAAUCAUAACAGAGUGCAUGGAAUUGAAGCAGAUCAUGGAAGAAGACGAGUCAAAUCUUCUUCGUAUAGAUGGAGGCUGUGAAGUAGAGGACAUUAUUGGAUGUGAUAAAGAAGCUUCAAACAAUUAUUUUUCCUUCCCAAAUCUUGAAAAACUACAAAUAGUUGAAUGUGCAAAAUUGGAAGUAGUCUUUCCAAAGUCUGUUUUAAGAUGCUUACCAAAGUUGAAGCUUUUGACGAUUAGAGAAUGCAAAGAAUUAAGACAAAUCAUUGAAGAGGGUGUGGAGGAUAAAAAAUUGUCUAACCUUGUUUCUCCUCAAGCAUGCUUCCCAAAACUAGAAGCAUUGCAUGUUGAUGAUUGUCACAAGUUGAAAAGAUUAUUCUCUGGAUCUGCUUCUAAUGACCUUCUCAAUCUUCAUUUUCUGGUCAUAAAUGGAGCCAAUGAACUAGAAGAGCUUGUUGGAUGUAAACAAGUAAAGAUUAAAGUUGAGCUUCCAAGACCCAAACUUUUAAUAUUUAUGCAUCUGGAAAACUUCAGUCAAGAGAUUGAAUUGCAUAAUGUAAAGAAUUGCAUUGUCUACAAAUGUCCAAAACUCUCUUUGACUUCAUCAACUACAUUUGAGAAGCUCAUUUAUGAUUUUCCUUAUGAAGAUUUCAUAAACACUCAACUUGGUACUUCGACAUUUUAUUACAUCGUAAGGGAGAUGUAUAAACAUUCAACUAAGUUCACUCUAUCACAGAAGAUUGAGGACGUACGAAAUGAGAGCAUUAAAUCUUCAUCCACUGGAGUUGAAGACAUUGGCAUUGGAGGUGCUGUUGCAACUCACAUUGCCAAGGCAGUUGAACAAGAUGAUAAUAAGAUGAAUGAAGGCAAGGCAGGAACAGUGGCAAGCCAAGGAAUCCAAGUACAAGAAGGGUUGAACCUUUUGCAUAAACAAGAAGGAAUAGAUGUUGUUCCUAACAACAAUAUUGACAUUUCUUCAGCUUCUGCAGAUAUCCGUACAAGAUUGGGAGCAUAUAAACAUUUUGUUGAUCUGGAUGAUGCACAGAUUUCUCUUCUGGUGGAGGGAAUAACAACAUAUCCUCAUCUCUGGAAUGCUUCCAAGAAGUUUAGUGAGCGCUUUCAAGCUUGGAGGUUCAAAAUUUUGGCAGAUAUGUUGUUGUUCCUGCAGAAGGAAAGUGUCCAUAGUGUUAUUCCUCAAAGAGAAAAAGAGUUCGAUAAACUAUGUGAAGAAGCUAUUGAAGUUGGAUUUGAGAGUUCAUGGGUAGAGGAAAUGCGUCAACGUGUUGUGGCGAGGGAUCCUAAGCUGGAAGAGGACAUUGCUAAGAGACAAAUAGAUGAGAAUUCUAAGAGCAAUUUAAGUUUGUUACACAGGUGUAGUAGUGGGGACAUGGUACGAGAUUCCCAGGCUGUUGAAGAAGGUGAUGGGCCUAAGAUUAGCUUGGAAGAAGGUUCUGACUUGGUUGAUAAAGAAGGUGAAAUAGGUGUUGUUUCUAAUGAUCACAUUUUGGCAACAAGAAAUGAAGAACCAGAUCAGGAAUUUGUUGCAGAAGUUUUCACUUCAGAAAUACCAAGAAUAGCAACAUCAUUAACAAACUCGCAAACAGUUGAAAAGCCAACACCCUCAAAUUCAUUGGUGGACACACAACAGACUAGUGAACCGUGUCUGAUGAAGCAGAAAAAACCACUUGCUGAAAUUCCUAAGAGUGAAAUUAGGAGUAGCCAAAAUGAGGCACGCAUUAGUAAAGAAAGUGAAGGCCAUCCUGAACUCAUUAAAGACUUUGGGGGCAAUGAUAUGAUACCAAUUGCUUUGGGGAAAGAGGGUGAAGAUAAUAUAGUUGUAAAGACCCUUGUUGAGCUGGAAAAGUAUCUCAAGAUGUCUCUCAAGGACAUAGUUAGUUCUGAGACUAACACUCUCCGUCUUUUUUCUACUCUUAAUUUUCUGUCCGACCUUCCUUUCAAAGAUGUAACUCUAUCAGAUCGACUCAAACGUAUUAUAGAGACUAUGCACCAACACUUUCCAACCAUUCUAUGCUCCUUUAAGCAACGCUUUGCUACCACUCACAAGUUGGCAGAACUUGAAGCUCGUCAGAAUGAGGUGGCCGUUAAAAUUUCUGAGGCAGAGAAUUUCAAUGAUGAAGCUCCACUGAAGGAAGUGGUUUUGAAGGAACAAAUCGUUAGGUUGAAGGAAGAAAUAAAAGUUUGUGAGGCUGCCUUAUCAUCUCUGGAUGAGGGAAAAAAUAAAUGCAUUGCGGAAACUAUAAGGUACAAAAAGGAGCUUGAAAAUGUGAGAAAAAACAAAUCUCAAACGGUGGAAGAUCAAAGAAAAGUUGAGCAAGAAUUGUUUGAAGUGGCUUAUAAAUGGUCAGUUCUUUGUAGUGAAUAUGAGCUCGAUCGCAUGGCUGCUAGAAAUCCCUCGUGAGGGUUUUCGUUGUUCAUUGUUAUUAAGACUUUCAACUAUACUAUAAUGUUGAGACUUCCAUCUUUUUCACGUAACUUGGUGUCCUGAAUAAAUUUAACGUACGUUUGUUACCUUGUUUGUUGUGUAAGUGGCUUCUCUUGGUGAGACAAAGACAAAACAUGUGUUAUGAAAAAACAAAAGUACUAUUUGUUUUAUUAUGUAACUUAUAGUUUAAUUG
Messenger RNA from Vigna angularis (adzuki bean), 7338 nucleotides. RefSeq lists its product as uncharacterized. The record is from RefSeq and is a predicted model, not a curated record. NCBI's taxonomy places the organism in Eukaryota, Viridiplantae, Streptophyta, Magnoliopsida, Fabales, Fabaceae. Gene Ontology annotation, molecular function: ADP binding. The coding region runs from base 549 to 7121 and encodes 2190 amino acids. The transcript has 15 exons.